Messenger RNA from Sclerotinia trifoliorum, 2542 nucleotides. NCBI's taxonomy places the organism in Eukaryota, Fungi, Ascomycota, Leotiomycetes, Helotiales, Sclerotiniaceae. The record is from the annotation of a GenBank genome assembly.
UCGUGUAGCCCACCAUGGUCAAUGCUAAUGGAGAAAACAGUAUCUGGAUAAAUAACAUUGAAGUCACGUGAACCCGUAGUUUAACCUCACGCGUUUUAUGAUAAGAUAAGAGUCCCUAACCUAUGUCGUCAUCGGCUUCAGUCGACCCGUCGUAGCUGCUCAGAGGACACGAAAUUGCGUCGAGUUUUACUAUACAAAUACGAAAGUCUCCUCUCCCUGCCUCUUACAAACAUCAGAAAUAUGGCUCCUUGGACAUCUAAACCGGCGACAGCUCAAGACCAUGAACAUGAUCUUAGUUCAAUGUUGGAGAUUGAGGAACGUGUUGACCUGACGCUCCUCAUUGCUGACAUCACAGAGGUCAUGCAAAAACAAAUCUGUGACAACCUUGAUGCUUCUACUACCACAGAAGAAACUCCAGAUAGAGCCUCAAAAGUUGGUGAUAAGAAUGAUAAUGCAAAUCAUAGUCAGCCGAAGGAGGAAUCGGAAGAAGAGGAGAAGGCUCGGAAACUACGGGGGAAAAGGGAGAAAGAAUUAUCGGCGCCCAAAAUGCUACAGCUUAAACAUGAUGCUCUCAAGUUCUUCCAAGAAUGGCAAGAAGCUGUGAUUUCGAGAAUUGGGACGGUUGUCAACAAUCCAAAGGAAGUCACAGAAGAUCAGAAGAAAAAAGCCAGCGCGAAUUCUACCCCUGAUGCACCGUCGAAAACCAAGGUCGUUAGUAUGUAGUAUCAUAUAUUGCUUUAAGCUUUCACCUGCUUUGGGUAAUUCAGUGAUUAACUCUCACAGGACAAACUACGAAUGUUGUAGAAGCAGAUGCAGCUUUGAUUGAGCUUUACCCACCAACAUCCACGCCUCUUUACUCUUUACCAGAAGAGAAACGAGUGAUGCUCCUACACGCCAUGCUACUGCUUCUUCUUUCUCUGGAACAUUACACUGCCCAUUCACGUAUUCUUUUGCUCCACACAGCAUCGUCUCUACACCUUCCUCUCCAUAUUCUUGCCGAGACAGAGGUGAAGGUUGCACAAGGGCUGGUAGAAGCCGCCAAAAAGAUGUCUGGCAACGAAGAGACACAGAAACGGAGCGAAGAGAACAAAAUAGCUCGAAGAUGGAAGGUAGGACUCGCUGGUGUUGCAGGCGCUGCGAUAGUGGGUGUCACAGGUGGUCUUGCGGCUCCAUUAGUUGCGGGAGCUUUAGGGACCGUAAUGGGUGGGCUUGGCCUUGGUGCGACUACGGCCGCAGGCUUGUUGGGGGCUCUUGCCGAGAGUGGAAUUAUUGUUGGAAGUCUCUUUGGUGCUUAUGGUGCUAGUAUGACGGGCAAGAUGAUGGAUGCUUAUGCAAAAGAGGUUUCCGACUUUGCAUUUCUUCCUCUCAAGGGAUCGCAACAUCAAAGGCCCCUCAAGGAAAUAGCAGCAAAAGAUCGGAGGUUGAGGGUCACAAUAGGCGUUAGUGGUUGGCUGACCCAGAAAGAAGAUGUCGUCACACCAUGGCGAGUUCUUGGGCAUCAAAGUGAAGUCUUUGCUCUGCGAUAUGAACUCGAAGCCCUAUCCAAACUCGGCAUGUCGCUGGAAUCCAUGGUAAAAAGUGCAGCUUGGUCUAUCGCCAAGAAAGAGAUUAUCUCUAGAACGAUAUUCGCCAGCUUAAUGACUGCUCUCUGGCCGCUUGGACUUUUGAAAAUUUCAAAAAUUGUAGACAAUCCAUUCUCGGUCGCCAAGAAUCGAGCAGAUAAAGCAGGUUUAGUCCUUGCAGAUGCACUUAUCAAUAAAGCACAGGGAGAGAGACCAGUUACUUUGAUUGGAUACAGUCUAGGAGCUAGGCUGAUUUACUCGUGCUUGAUGAGCCUUGCAGAACGCCGUGCCUUUGGUUUGGUAGAGUCAGUUCAAUCUCCUACCUCGAUUCAUCGUUGAAUUAUAUUCCUGUACUAAUUCGCAGCGUCUUUAAAUUACGCGGCAACAGACUAUGCUAACAUUCUGAUUCCAGAUCAGCAGUGCUAAUUGGAGCGCCUGCUCCGUCGGACGCAGCUGCGUGGCGAUCUAUGCGCAGUGUUGUCUCAGGAAGACUCGUAAAUGUAUAUUCCGAGAAUGAUUACAUUCUCGCUUUCCUGUACCGUACCAGCAGCAUACAAUUUGGCGUAGCUGGUCUUCAAGAAGCCCAAGAAGUCAAAGGGAUUGAAAACGUCAAUGUAAGCGAAAUGGUCAAUGGGCACUUACGUUAUCAAUAUCUCGUGGGUACAAUUUUGGAAAAGAUAGGAUUUGAGGAUAUUGAUAUGGAAGAGGUUGCGAAAGAAGAAGAGACGUUGGAGCUAUUAGAGCAGCAGGAGAGAAAAGAGGAAGAGGAGAAGGGAAAUAUCGAUCAUGUGGAUCCUGAGGCUGAGGUUACGAAAAUGGAAAAGGAUGUCCAGCGGAAAACUGCUGAGACUAUGAUGCAACAAGGGGCGGAAAAGUUGCACAUUAAUUAAGUGUGAAGUGGUUUUGCUUAGUUCAGGUUUAGAUACAUAUACUGGGAGUGAGUAGGAAGAUAGUCUUGGGCAUUCAUUAAUGGGUUUAAA